GUAAACAUAGAGUGUUACCCAUCGAGAAAAUCAUGGAUAUUGGCUAAUGAACAGUCGACAAUUUUGCCAGUUUGUGUUAUUGUCAAAAUAUCUUUUAUUGUACGAUCCAGCCUAAUUCAGCAGCAAUGUUUUCAGCGUAUGAACACUUGUCAGCUUACGAUAGACACAAGAAGCUUAUAAACGAUUACUUGACAUUACACGGAAAAUCUAUAUCUUCAUUGAAGCGAGACACGUCCCGGGACAAAACUGAUUAUGAUGUCAUUAGAGAAAAUCACAAAUUUCUGUGGGAUCAAGACAAAGAUGUAGCAGAUACAUGGGGUGCUAGAUUGGCAAAAAAAUACUAUGAUAAAUUAUUCAAGGAAUAUUGUAUAUGUGAUCUUACGUAUUAUAAGUGUAAUAAGGUUGCUUUAAGAUGGAGAACUGAAAAGGAAGUAAUAGUUGGGAAAGGACAAUUUGAAUGUGGGAGCAAAACUUGCAAAGAAAAGGAAAGUCUUCGUUCUUGGGAACUUAACUUUGGCUAUGUAGAACAUGGAGAGAAGAAGAACGCUUUGGUAAAAUUAAGGCUAUGUGUAGAAUGUUCUGCCAAACUUAAUUACAGUUCACAAAAACGUGAAGUCAAAAGAAAAAAAUGUUUGAAGCGUUUGGGUAUAUAUGCUGACAAUAACGUACCUACUACAUCUAGUAAUUUAGAAUCAGAUAUGCAAACAGAACUAGAUUCUAGUUUGCAUGAAACAGAAACUAGCGCUGAAAAUACUAAUGUGGAUAAGUCAAAUAUCUGGAAAGAAAAGCCAACAGAAGAUGUGGAGAAAACAAGAGAGAAGGAAUUUGAGGAGUACUUGGCAGACUUGUUUAUGUGAAUGCAAUUGAGACUUUCAAUGGUUACACGAUGUGAACUUUGACAGCGAUAAACCCUUAUCUAGACUAUUGGAGAAACAAUGUUGAAUCAAUAUAUAUAUAUAUAUAUCUUUUCCUUACAUAAUAU
This is a messenger RNA of Harpegnathos saltator (Jerdon's jumping ant), 982 nucleotides long. RefSeq names its product protein FRA10AC1 homolog. Gene Ontology annotation, molecular function: phosphatase activity. The transcript has 6 exons. Gene Ontology annotation, biological process: dephosphorylation. The record is from RefSeq and is a predicted model, not a curated record. Bases 126 to 857 code for a protein of 243 amino acids. NCBI's taxonomy places the organism in Eukaryota, Metazoa, Arthropoda, Insecta, Hymenoptera, Formicidae.